GGGGUGAACCAUCAAAGAUGCAGGCAGCCAUCCUCUCCCUGCUUCUCCUGGGUGCCCUGUCAGAAGACCACACACUAUGGUGCACUUUUGCUUCCAGAGGACAAAGCCAGGUCUGCUGAAGGGCGGACUGUUCCUCUCUCACCUUGUUAAGUGGGACCCUGAUCCUGACUCAACCUCAAAAAUAUGAGGGUCGCAGAGGACGGGAGGAGGGGAGCUGCCACACCAGCACCUGCUUCAGGGUCGUGGAACCAGGCAUCCACAAAAUAAUCUCAAACAAGAGGGCCAGGCACUGCACCUAAUCCACUUACCUGCUACAGGCAACGUGGCAGAGAAUUCGCCACCUGAGACUUCAGUGCACAAGUUUUCUGUGAAAUUAUCAGCCUCCUUGUCACCUGUGAUGCCAGGGUUUCCCCUGAUAAUCAACUCAAGUCCCCUCACGGAAGCCUUCAGGGUGAACUGGCUCUCAGGCACUGACUUUGAGGUUGUCACCACUGGGAAGGAACAACUAGAUUUUGAAACAGGACCACGCAUAUUUGAUUUGCAGAUUUACGUGAAGGAUGAUGUGGGUGUCACUGACCUGCAGAUCCUGACGGUCCAGGUAACGGAUGUGAAUGAGCCGCCUGAGUUUCAAGGCAACUUGGCAAAAGGUCUAGACCUCUCCAUAGUGGAAGGAGCAAAUCCUGGAUUCCUUUACCAGUUUGAGGCCUUCGAUCCUGAAGACACAAGACAAAACAUACCACUCAGUUAUUUCCUGAUUCCGUCUUCAGAGAAUUUCACAAUGUCCAAUAAUGCGACCUUCUUCUCCACAACAGAAUUUGACUUUGAAGCAGGACACAGGAGUUACCAUUUCGUGGUGGAAGUGAAAGACAGCCAAGGGCUCAAAGCCUCCACAGCGCUCCGGAUAAACAUCGUGAACAUCAACGACGAGGUGCCUCGCUUUACCAGCCCAAGGCAAGUGUAUAGGAUUCCCGAGGAGCUGGGUCCAGGAACCAUCGUGGCCAAUAUCACAGCCGAGGACCCUGAUGAUAAAGGCUUUACCAGCUUCCUCCUCUACAGCAUCACUACUGUUAACAGCUAUUUCAUGAUCAAUCAGUUGACUGGGACCAUCCAAGUGGCCCGCAGGCUAAACCGAGAUGCAGGCGAAUUGAGACAAAAUCCCACCAUUUCUCUGGAGGUUCUGGUGAAGGACAGACCCUUUGGGGGCCAGGAGAAUCGCAAGCAGAUAAUCUUCAUCGUGGAAGACAUUAAUGAUAAUCCCUCAACGUGUACCAAGUUCACCUUCGGCAUUAUGGUGCCUGAGAGAGCAGCCAAGGGGAUGUUGCUUCUGGACCUGAACAAGUUCUGCUUUGACGAUGACAGCGAAGCACCAAACAACCAAUUCAACUUCACCACGCCAUCUGGAGUGGGGAGCAGCGGCAGAUUUUUACAGGAUCCAGCUGGCUCUGGGAAAAUUGUGUUGAUCGGUGACCUAGAUUAUGAAAAUCCAAGUAAUCUAGCAGCCGGCAAUAAACACACUGUGAUAAUCCAGGUGCAAGAUGUUGCCCCUCCUUACUAUAAAAAUAACAUCAACAUUUAUAUCCUAACAAGCCCAGAAAACGAGUUUCCUCUUGUCUUUGAUAGUCCGUCCUACGUAUUUGCUGUGUCAGAAUUAAGCCCAGCUAGAACCCGGAUUGGACAGGUGCGUGCGACAGAUAAAGACCUCCCCCAGGGUGACAUCAUAUACUCCAUCUCUACUGGAGGGGCCAGCCUGCAGUACCCAAACAUAUUUUGGAUUAAUCCCCAAACGGGAGAACUCCAGCUGGUGACUAAAGCAGACUACGAAACAAGCCCCGUCCACAUUCUCAGAGUCCAGGCCACCAACAGCGAGGACAGCAGCUCGGUCACUGUUACUGUGAACAUCCUUGAAGAAAAUGAUGAAAAGCCAAUUUGUACUCCAAACUCGUAUUUCCUGGCCAUCCCAGUGGAUCUGAAAGUUGGCACAAAUAUUCAAAAUUUCAAGCUGACGUGUACUGACCUUGACUCCAGCCCCAGGUCUUUUCGUUACUCCAUUGGCCCAGGCAACAUCAACCGUCACUUCACCUUCUCUCCCAACGCCGGGUCCAACGUUACAAGCCUGCUUCUUGCGACUCGCUUCGACUAUGCCAGUGGGCUUGAUAAGAUCUGGAACUACAAACUGCUUGUCUACAUAACUGAUGACAACUUGCUGUCCGGCAGGAAGAGAGCUGGGGCUCUUGUUGAAACAGGGACAGUGACACUGAGUAUUAGUGUCAUUCCUCGCCCAACCACAGUUGUCACCACAACCCCCAGGCCCAGGGUCACCUAUCAGAUCCUGAGGAAAAACGUGUAUUCGCCAUCGGCGUGGUACGUGCCUUUUGUCAUCACUUUGGGCUCCGUACUGCUUCUGGGUCUCCUGGUGUCCCUGAUCGUCCUGUUGGCCAAAGCCAUCUACAGACACUGUCCCCGCAAGACUGGGAAGCACAGGGCAUCUCUGGUGAAGAAAGGAGCUGAACAUAGGCACCUAGAUGUCUGUUCCCCACCAAGUGCAUCAGGGACGGAGAAUUCUCAGAGGGUUGAAUGCAGACCGAGUCUAUUUGCGACUCCUGCACAUGGAGGAGAAAUGAAGGACGCAAAGAGAGAGCUCGUGGUGGAAACAAUCCAGAUGAACACUGUCUUUGAUGGCGAAGCCAAAGACCCAGUUACCGGGGCAAUAUAUGAAUUCAACUCAAAAUCUGGAGCCCGAAGGUGGAAAGAUCCCUUAACCCAAAUGCCAAAGUGGAAAGAGUCCAGGCCCCCGGAAGCUGUCACUGGGGAAGGGACCAAGCCACCCAGGGGCUCUGACAAGGAAAGAGAUGGGCUGAGCGGCAAAGCCCAAGCUGAAUAUGCAGGCCCGGGGUCGAGGAACCAGGACGGCAGGCCGAGCACCCCAAAGAAAAGAAAUCCAGCCCUCAAGAGCCAGGCAUCCCCAAAACUGCACCCAGAAAAGUGAACGGUGUCUGCUUGCCAGGCUCACAGCACAGCACAGCCCACGGAGGGACCCCAACUGUCCUGGAUGCUGCCUCACCCUACAUGCUUCGAGGGCAGGGUGGGGGUCAGAGGGCUGAAAACGAAGGGGAGCCGGGGUCCCAGAUGGGAUGUCUGACAAACUUUAAAAUAAACAGAAAGAGGUUUGACCACA
This is a messenger RNA of Phacochoerus africanus (Common warthog), 3175 nucleotides long. It is a transcript of the gene CDHR3, whose product is annotated as cadherin related family member 3. Gene Ontology annotation, cellular component: membrane; catenin complex. NCBI's taxonomy places the organism in Eukaryota, Metazoa, Chordata, Mammalia, Artiodactyla, Suidae. Bases 398 to 2986 code for a protein of 862 amino acids. Gene Ontology annotation, biological process: homophilic cell-cell adhesion. The record is from RefSeq and is a predicted model, not a curated record. Gene Ontology annotation, molecular function: cadherin binding; calcium ion binding. The transcript has 21 exons.